AUGUUGAACUUCGAUUUGAUCAUAGCGAAUACUCAACUAUCUGUCUUAUACCUGUUCCCCGUUGCCGUUUUUGGCCUCUUCCUCAAUCUUUACCGCAAGUCCAUACUUGGAAGAUCAAACCGAAGCAAAGUUCAAGCGGGGAACGCAUAUACGGCUUUGAAUGAAACCAUUAUAUACAAGCCUCAUGCCGCCCAGAACUCUCUUCAAGACUUGAUCGAAAUUGAUGGAGCUGGAACAUGGCCUCCUACAACAGUGUAUGGCGAUGCUUGGCCAGAGGCCCUUCGACCAUUCCACGACAUUUAUCAAGCCAUGGCACCUGCUCUUUCAACUGCAGAACUUAGCGGUGACGAUGUAAAGAACUUUCAACGAUGCUUGGACUUCCGCAUGCAGAUGAGAACACUCUACAAUGAUCAAGUCAAUAUGGACGAGGUAAAGGCUCUGUUAGACGCAGCAGAAAACGAUGAGAAUUCUCUAUCCCGUGCAGCUUGGAAUGGUUUUUUCGCUUGUAUUGCGUUGUCUAGACACUCUUUCCGUUGGGGAACAAUUCCUAUAGUUAAGCUUGCUCAAGAAGAAAAAGUUAUCGACUUCCCAGCCUGUCUCGACCUCGCCUGGCCAUAUCUCAAGAGACGAUAUGGAGUUACAUCUCAAGGAGGCAAUGUCGCAAGUAACUAUCUCUGUAACUUUGACGAUAAUGAUCAAAUUGCCUACCCUAUCAAUCCCACCAUGGACGAGCUCAUCCAAUCUGCUGAAUACCAUUUCGGUCAUGUGUUCCCUCACAUCGAAAGGGAAGCUCUUUCGAUCUAUCACAUGGUAACUAAAGCCAUUCAACAAUACUCUAACGGCGACCGCUCUGGCACCUUGCAAUCGCUCAAAGGAAUCAACAAGGAGUUGCGCAUACCCUUGAAGACUUACUACGAAACCAUGCACGAAUCCAAGAUCUCACGAAAAGUCUGGAUGCACUACGCGCAAGGAUUCCAAGGUUGGGCUGCUGGUGAUAUCGACCCUAUCACCGGAGAAUAUACUGAAUAUGAUGGACUUUCCGGUAAUCAAUUGCUAUUACCGCAAAUUAUGGAUGCUUUCUUGGGACUUGACAGGUAUUUGAACGAGGAGAACACACAACGCUACAUGCCAAAGUUACAACGCAAAUUCCGCGAAACUAUCGCUGAACAUAGCUUCCGCAAUGAGGCCAAGCAAAAUGGAGACGAUGAUAUCGAGAACGAAAUGAACAACAUUGUCAAACAAAUGAGAGUUUUCAGAACAGCACACAGAGUCAGAGUCAAGCCGUACUUGAGUGUACCAGCCCCAGAGCGCAUGAUCAUGACAGCUGGAAAGUCUGUGCUAGAAAAGGAUGAUGUUCAUGAUUACGAGUCUGCUAUCGCACCUCUGGAUAAGAUGUUGAAGGAUAGACUGAUGGCGACGAAAUAG
Messenger RNA from Sclerotinia sclerotiorum 1980 UF-70, 1425 nucleotides. RefSeq lists its product as hypothetical. Lineage: Eukaryota; Fungi; Ascomycota; Leotiomycetes; Helotiales; Sclerotiniaceae. The transcript has 2 exons. Gene Ontology annotation, molecular function: indoleamine 2,3-dioxygenase activity; metal ion binding; heme binding. Gene Ontology annotation, biological process: 'de novo' NAD+ biosynthetic process from L-tryptophan. The coding region runs from base 1 to 1425 and encodes 474 amino acids. Gene Ontology annotation, cellular component: cytoplasm. The record is from RefSeq and is a predicted model, not a curated record.